Messenger RNA from Pseudomassariella vexata, 753 nucleotides. RefSeq lists its product as uncharacterized. The transcript has 2 exons. The record is from RefSeq and is a predicted model, not a curated record. Lineage: Eukaryota; Fungi; Ascomycota; Sordariomycetes; Amphisphaeriales; Pseudomassariaceae. The coding region runs from base 325 to 711 and encodes 128 amino acids.
ACGCAAUUGUAGGCCACAGGGCCUGCGUGCAUAAUAUAAGCGACUCCUACAUUUAGCCAAUCGCCAAAACUAGAAUACAAAGCGGGGCAUUGUAAAGUCCUCGGGAUUGAACGUCUUUAGCGAACAUCUUUUUCAUACGUUGUGGUCCUAUCGAGAACCCAUGUCACCGGCAAAGAAACCAUUGCCUUCUCCCUAUCGACAUCACUGAACUGCCCAUGGCUUAAGGGGGAAGGAGUCCACAAGGCCGCCACGUCGGCGGCUUGCUCUCAAGAAAAGCGCGGUGGGGACCAUGAAACUGUGUUUGGCAGGAUUUGGCUCACGAGAAUGCAAAGAAUGGGUCUAAACCUGACGUCCGAGCGGCCCGAGUCUUUGCCAGUGGUCGUUGGAAUCCGGAACGAGGGCUCGAUAUGCAAUGCGCUGGUCACAUGUUAUGCGCUACGGAAAAGCGGUCGAGACGGCAUUCGAGCGGCUUUGCGAGCGAACUCGGUCAGGGUCCUGUUUGUCGUUCUGCAGAUUAGUAAGGAGACGUUAUAUGGGAGGACACUCGCGGCAGAGGAGCCAGAAUUGGCUGAGAGGAUCAUGAGGGAGAAAGUAGAGGAUAUACUGGAGCCAAUGGAAGAGGAAAAGGAUUUGAUGGUGGUGGACUCUUUGCGAGAUGUGGAUUCUUUGACUCGGGAUAUCGAAGGAAGGAUUCGUAGGCAUGUUUCGUAGGCAUCUUGCAAGGAUUUCAUGAAUAAUGGUUGUACCGCUUGA